AUGACCAACGGACUCCCUUCCAAACGUCUCGCCGAGGAUCCCGAUUUGAGUCUGAGCAAUCCAUUCAUGGGUGACAAUGAAAACGUCAAUGAGAAGUAUCCGAUUCCAGAAUCGGCUGUUGGAAUAGUAAUUGGAAGAGGAGGCUCUGAAAUUCAAGGAAUUCAGGCUAAGGCUGGAUGCCGCGUUCAGAUGUCUUCCGACUCGGAUAACUCCGGUGUCCGCCAGGUCACUCUCGAAGGAACCCGUGCCAACGUUGAGGCAGCAAAAGUGCUCAUUAAUGAAGUUGUUGCUCGUUCGCAGACACCACGGCCACAAUAUGGAUUUCCGAGAGCGCAAAACACUAUCGACAUCGCAAUUCCACCAAAUCGGUGUGGAUUAAUUAUCGGAAAAGCGGGAGAGACUAUCCGACAGCUUCAGGAGAAGAGCGGAUGCAAGAUGGUUCUCGUUCAGGAUAGUCAAACUGUUGGUGAUCAAGCCAAACCGCUAAGAAUUACUGGAGAUCCGCAAAAGAUUGAAAUUGCAAAGCAACUGGUUGCUGAGAUUCUGAACAGCGGCCCAGAUGGAAGCGGAGGAGGUGGUCACCAGGUGCAACAUAUUGGUAGUGGUGGAGCAUCUGCUCGUGGAGAAGUCGUUGUUCCGAGGUCAUCAGUUGGAAUUAUCAUUGGAAAACAAGGAGAUACGAUCAAACGUCUUGCAAUGGAGACUGGAACUAAAAUUCAGUUCAAGCCAGAUGAAGACCCAAAUGCUCCAGAAAGAUGCGCCAUCAUUAUGGGAACUCGCGAUCAAAUCUAUCGUGCAACUGAACGUAUAACCGAGUUGGUUAGAAAGAGCGCCCAACAACAAGGUGGAAGCAUGACUGGAUCGGCUGGAGCAGAAUCAUCGACUUUCUUCAUGUCCGUUCCGGCUGCCAAAUGUGGUCUUGUCAUUGGAAAAGGAGGAGAAACAAUCAAACAGAUCAAUUCGGAAAGUGGUGCUCAUUGUGAGCUGUCCCGUGAUGCAACUGGAAAUGUAGAAGAGAAAGUGUUUGUGAUCAAAGGAGGAAAGCGGCAGAUUGAACAUGCCAAGCACUUGAUCCGUAUCAAAGUCGGCGAUAUUGCUCCAAACACUCCAUUCCGCGAUGACUCUGCAAUGUCGAUUCAGCCACAGUUUGCAGCUCCAGCUCAAGGAGGCUUCGGAGCACAACAAUGGAAUCCAGCUGCCGCAACACAAAUCCCAGGAGCCACUCAGAACCCGUACCAAGUUGCUGGAGGAUGGCAACAAAACAAUGUAUACGCCCAACAGCAAGCAGCCGCGGUUGCUGCGGCCGCUGCACCAUAUGCUGCUGCUGGAAUUGUUCAGGCCCAGCCUCAAGUGGCAGCCUAUCAGCAACCACAGGUGGUUCAACAGCAACAACCCCAGGCUGCCGCUGGCACCCCAGUCGUAGACCCUGUAACCGGAGAACAAGAUUACUCCGCUCAAUGGAUGGAGUAUUAUAAGUCCAUCGGAGCUCUUGACAAAGCCGAAGCAGUAGAAGCUCAAAUGAAGAAGAAGAAGGCUGAAGCCGCGGCCCGCGCUGCUGCUGGAUCAGCUGCACUUGUUCAGCAGAUGCCAAUGGGUAUGCCAAUGCAACAAGUGGCUGGUCAGCCACGUGCCGCUCAAGCUUAUCCGGCUUACUCGGCUGCAGGAACUGUUGCCUAUCAACCACAACAAUAUGGACAGUUUCAAUAA
Molecule: messenger RNA, 1707 nt
Organism: Caenorhabditis briggsae
Lineage: Eukaryota; Metazoa; Nematoda; Chromadorea; Rhabditida; Rhabditidae
Exons: 5
Coding region: 1-1707 (568 amino acids)
Biological process (GO): regulation of DNA-templated transcription
Cellular component (GO): cytoplasm; nucleus
Molecular function (GO): mRNA binding
Source: RefSeq, a predicted model, not a curated record